Messenger RNA from Ogataea philodendri, 333 nucleotides. RefSeq lists its product as uncharacterized. The record is from RefSeq and is a predicted model, not a curated record. The transcript has a single exon. The coding region runs from base 1 to 333 and encodes 110 amino acids. NCBI's taxonomy places the organism in Eukaryota, Fungi, Ascomycota, Pichiomycetes, Pichiales, Pichiaceae.
AUGUGUGAUACUUGCACUAUCGAUCUGCCUGAGGAACGUAUGUUCAACCUCUGCUACGCAAACAACGACACCUCUACACCGCCUUCGCCUACGAUAUCACGGGCUUCGUUUGAACGGUACAAGAACAACUCCACACGAGUCGCACAUCUCCUUGACUCGUCUCCAGUGAGGUCGCCCAACUACGAGCUUGUGCAAAGACUCGAAAAGCUCACAUCCAAAUACCACACCUCGGUGCCGAUGAUAAUAUCGUCGUGGCUGAAGGGUGAUGCAUACAACUUGCGUCUAUCUGAUGCCGACGUGCACUUUUUGAAUGAGUCAGUGAUGGCCGCUUGA